CCCGGCUCCUCCCGCCGACCUGCGCGGAGGGAUGCUGCGGUGAGAGGUGAGGCGGACAUGGCGGCGGCCGCCGGUUCCUCCGCGCUGCGCUCCCGCUUGCUGCGGCUGCGGCGAUGGAGCGCGCUGCCCGGAGCCUCUGGGGCCGCCGGCUACAGCAGCAGCAGCAGCAGCAGCAGCAGCAGCGCCGCCAGUGAUGAAGCAACUGUUAUCUCAGGAGCUAAGCUUGCUAAACAAGUCCAUAAGGAAGUUCGAAGGGAUGUAGAAUCAUGGAUAGCCCUGGGGAACAAGAGACCUCAUCUCACUGUCAUUUUAGUAGGAGACAACCCAGCCAGUCAUACAUACGUAAGAAACAAGAUAAAAGCUGCUGCAUAUGUCGGUAUUCAUAGUGAGAUAAUUCUGAAGCCUAAAGACAUUUCUCAGGAAGAACUUUUAGAUCUGACUGUCCAGUUAAACAAGGAUUCAAAAGUUAGUGGUAUAUUAGUCCAACUACCUCUGCCAGAUCACAUAGAUGAGAGAACAGUCUGCAAUGCUGUUGCUCCUGAAAAAGAUGUUGAUGGAUUUCAUGUUAUCAACAUUGGACGACUUUGUUUAGAUCAGCCUUCUGUGAUACCUGCCACAGCUGCUGCUGUUUGGGAAAUUAUCAAACGAACAGGAAUACAGACAUUUGGAAAAAAUGUUCUUGUAGCUGGAAGAUCUAAGCAUGUAGGAAUGCCUAUUUCAAUGCUUUUACAUACUGAUGGAGGGCACGAAAGGCCUGGAGGUGAUGCUACAGUGACAAUUACUCACAGAUACACUCCAAAAGAGCAGCUGAAGAUCCAUACCCAACUGGCAGACAUUAUAGUAGUAGCUUCAGGUAUUCCCAAGUUGAUUACAGCUGAUAUGGUUAAAGAAGGUGCCACUGUGAUUGAUGUAGGAAUCAACCACAUCCACAACCCUCUUACAGGGAAGACAAAAUUAGUAGGCGAUGUGGACUUUGAGGAGGUGAAGAAGAAAGCUGGCUUUAUCACUCCAGUACCAGGAGGAGUAGGGCCCAUGACUGUUGCAAUGCUACUGAAGAACACACUCCUCGUUGCUAAAAAACUCAUCCUCUAGAAAAUAACUGCUGCAUUAAAAAAAAAUUGAAGUCAUUCUAUUUAUUGAUACGCAAAACAUUUAUUUUUACUACAGAUUAUUUAUUUCUACAUUUUAUUUAUUUUUUCAUGUGAAAUAAUUGAAUGGGAUUAUGUACAAAAUGUUACAAUAUCUUAUGUUACUUCCUAUUGCUGAACUGGGAGUAAAAGAAAUCACAGCUACAGCUUUCACCUAUAUUGUUCUGUGGGUAAAUCUACAUUAAAAUAAAGAACUAACAGUAAUAUU
Gavialis gangeticus (Gharial) is the source of this 1356-nucleotide messenger RNA. It is a transcript of the gene MTHFD2L, whose product is annotated as methylenetetrahydrofolate dehydrogenase (NADP+ dependent) 2-like. Lineage: Eukaryota; Metazoa; Chordata; Crocodylia; Gavialidae. Gene Ontology annotation, molecular function: methylenetetrahydrofolate dehydrogenase (NADP+) activity; methylenetetrahydrofolate dehydrogenase (NAD+) activity; methenyltetrahydrofolate cyclohydrolase activity. Gene Ontology annotation, biological process: tetrahydrofolate interconversion. Bases 58 to 1092 code for a protein of 344 amino acids. Gene Ontology annotation, cellular component: mitochondrion. The record is from RefSeq and is a predicted model, not a curated record. The transcript has 8 exons.